GCGGAACACGUGGCAGAUUCCAGCUACUCGGGUCAACCGGAAAAGUCCGCUUCGAACCGGAAGCAGUUCGCACCGUGGAUGUUUAGCUGCUUGGCUAAGCGCUUGUGUUGAAUAAUAGCGACAAACCAAGCACGAAUAAAGAUUUUAGCGAUCAUGUUAAAUAUUAUGCGGUAGUUAUUCUUUUUUUUUACCAUAGAAUAACAACGUCUCAAUACACAGAAACAAAGUACUGGUUAAUCGCUCAAUCACGAAUACAACAUUACCGUUGGUUAGUUUACCUUACAGGCUAGCUAGCUAAACCGUUUUGCUUUUUCACCGUAAUUCAUUGUAAAAGAGCGUCAGUUGAAACCUUGUCUUUACAAUUGUGCGAUAGCUGUUCCGUACCGUGUAGUGUUACAGUCUUGGCGACACCUAUUUUGAAUUUUGGCAAAUGUGCGAUACAUGCAGCUGGCUAGGUGUUUUCUGGUGAUCAGCAUCGCUGUUCAUAUAUUCAUACUGCUAGGACCUUUAUUGACAUCUAAGUUUUAGCGACGUCGCAGUUGUUCGGGCCACAAGCAACCGUAUACAGUCAAAUAAUCGACCUCGAGCGAGCUUUCCGUCGACUAGAAAACUUGGCAAAAUGGACGAAUUCCUGUCGAUCAGCCUGCUCUCCUUAGCCAUGCUGGUGGGAUGUUACAUCGCCGGGACCAUCCCCUUAGCAGUGAACUUUUCUGAGGAGCGGCUGAAGCUGGUUACAGUGUUGGGGGCAGGGUUGCUAUGCGGCACUGCACUUGCAGUUAUUAUUCCAGAGGGGGUUCAUGCACUGUAUGAAGAGGUGCUGGAAGCUGGUCACCAUGCACACGGGCAAGUCGAAGAGGCCGGGGUCUCGGAGCAGAAAGUCGCAGUGGAUGGAUCUGCAGGCACUGGCGGGAACCAGCUACACAGUCAUGAGCAGCUCCAUGCCUACAUCGGGGUGUCGCUCGUCCUGGGCUUCGUCUUCAUGCUCCUCGUCGACCAGCUUGGUAGUUCCCAUAUGCACAGCACUGAUGAUCCAGAAUCUGGACGGGCUGGUAGCUCAAAAAUUACUACUACCUUGGGAUUGGUUGUUCAUGCAGCAGCCGAUGGAGUGGCUCUGGGGGCUGCAGCUUCCACAUCCCAGACCAGCGUCCAACUAAUUGUUUUCGUGGCGAUUAUGCUGCACAAGGCCCCAGCCGCAUUUGGAUUAGUGUCCUUCUUGAUGCACGCCGGGCUGGAGAGGAAUCGGAUUCGCAAACACUUGCUGGUAUUUGCUUUGGCUGCCCCUGUCCUCUCCAUGCUAACGUUUCUCGGCCUCAGCCAGAGCAGUAAGGAGGCUCUGUCGGAGGUUAAUGCCACAGGAGUCGCCAUGCUCUUCUCUGCUGGGACCUUCCUGUAUGUGGCUACAGUACACGUACUGCCCGAGGUGGGCGGGGGUGGCCACAGUCACAGCCCUGGCGGAGCAAGCGGGAGCAAUGGACUAAGCAAGGUGGAGGUCGUGGCCCUCGUGCUGGGCUGCCUCAUUCCUCUGGUGCUCUCUAUCGGACACCAGCACUAGAGGACAGAGCGUGGCCGAAGAGGGAGUGCAUGGAGAUUUAAGACGUGGCGGAAAUCAACUACAAAAAUAGAAACUUUUACUUCCCAGCAAGGAGACAUUAUUUGUCAAGGGCGACGGGCACCUUGACUCAGAAUGAAUGGGAAUCUGCUUUUCCCAUACAAGAGGGCACUGUAAUAUGGUAUAGUGGACAGGGUUUGUUAGGAGGGCAUUGGGUAAUUGGUACGUCUCUCGUUGAAGCUGUACCGAGUGAAUGCAUCCUGCUCAUGAAGACAGAGCCUGACGGCCUCCUUUUUUAUUGUGAAUUUAAAAUAUUUUUAGGGUAAGUGCAUUAAGCGGGAAUUGGGUUGUAGUAAUGUUAGCAUACCGACCAAGUUCAUGUCAGCAAGGGUAAUCAGUGAACUUUCAGACGUCAUUGUCCUUAGUGUUGCCUACUGAAACAAAUUUAAUGGUAAACAUCAGAAAAGGGUGCUAACACACUAGUAAGAAGAAUAAAAAAAUAACUCUUUUCUUGCUGUUCUGGUCAGUUGUAAUCUGUGGUUGAAGCUUCAGUUAACUGUUAGGGUACCCAAGUUGUGUAUAUAUAUUAUUUGAUGUUACCCUAACCAACUUGAAUAGCAACAUAUUCCUCAUAUAGUUUGAAAAGUACUAAAGCCAAUUUUGGUUCAAAAAAGCUGCUUUCUGUUUUGGGUCUUUUCCCAAAUGCAGCUGCUUCAGCAGUAUAUCUGCUGCUUCUGCACAUGAACAUGUGAACUGAAGCUCGCAUUCACAAAAGAGAAUACGGAAUACUCCAGAUGAAUUGUUCUCACAGUAAAUGGCUAUUUAUUCACAUGCUCAGCUGGUUUCAUAAAUGCUCUCCUGAGCUUUGUCUUAAACUUUUGCCAAGUGAAUUGCAGAGAAACGUUUGUUUUUCUACUGUCUGUUGAAUCUCCUCUCUUGCUUCUCCGCUUCCACAUCUGUGUUGUCCAGUUGCAGCAGAACUGUCAAAUCGCACUUCAACACUUUUUCCCCCCUUGUUUUCUCAAAUGCCAGUUUUUGAAUGGUUACUCCAGUGUAGACUGCAUUAAAAAGUUUUUAAAAUG
Brienomyrus brachyistius is the source of this 2631-nucleotide messenger RNA. RefSeq names its product solute carrier family 39 member 9 (gene slc39a9). The coding region runs from base 620 to 1552 and encodes 310 amino acids. The record is from RefSeq and is a predicted model, not a curated record. Gene Ontology annotation, cellular component: membrane. Gene Ontology annotation, biological process: zinc ion transport; transmembrane transport. Gene Ontology annotation, molecular function: metal ion transmembrane transporter activity. Lineage: Eukaryota; Metazoa; Chordata; Actinopteri; Osteoglossiformes; Mormyridae. The transcript has 7 exons.